Messenger RNA from Funneliformis mosseae, 2313 nucleotides. Lineage: Eukaryota; Fungi; Glomeromycota; Glomeromycetes; Glomerales; Glomeraceae. The record is from the annotation of a GenBank genome assembly.
AUGAAUUCUUCAUUGUCCGCCAAUUUCUUUGCUGCUUUACCUUCAAACGUAGCAUUCGAUGAUGAUACCAAAGAAUACAUUACUGGUAUAUUGUCAGAUAUCGAGGACGUUGAUUCGCUACGUGAAGCUACCGAACAAUUCUUGAUUGAUGCUGGUAUGAAUGAAUCCGAUUUGGAUUCCUUAUAUGGCUCAUUAUCUUCCGCGUUAAGUUUAACUGCGGCAACUGAUUCUACCGACUCUGGAAAAUUACCUGAUAAAAAACCGGUCAAAGCCACCAAAUCGACCGUCUCAACUAAAGUACAAAAAUCCGUUGUAAAGGAAUCGGAAAUAGUCGCAUAUUCGCAACAAUCAAGGUUUCAUACCGAAACAUUAGAGACUCUGUCAAAAGAAGUUGAUUUGAAAGAUGUGAAUAUUACGGUCGGUCAUAAAGAAUUGUUGGUUGACGCAAGAUUACAACUAAAAACCGGCGUUCAUUACGGUCUAAUUGGUCGAAACGGAAUUGGAAAAUCAACACUUCUCAAAUGCAUUGGACAUGGGACCCUUGUUGGAUUUCCUAAAAAUAUUCGAGUCCUUUACAUUGAACAAUUGGACAAUAUAGAUGAAAGAGAAAAUAUAGUUCAAAUUGUUCUUAAAGCCGAUAAGGAAAGAUCUCGUUUAUUGAAUGAAAAACUAACCUUACAAACUGCAGCAGAUAGUAAUAAUGCAAAAGAAAUUGAAUUUGCUGUUAAACGUGUUAGAGCUGAAAGGUUACAGAGUGAAUUAGAAGAGGCUCAAAAAAUUGCAAUUCAUAGAAGUGGUCGUAGAGGAGCUGAAGCAAGACAGGAAUUGUUGGGAGUUGAAGCCAGAGUAGCUGAGGCUCAAAAAGCGUUCAACGAAAAUCCAAACGAAGAUUUUACUGCGGCAAUUUACUUGCUUUUAGAGGAAUUAUAUAUAAAACUUGAACAGAUUGGCGCGGACUCUGCUGAAGCAAGAGCACGAGAAAUUUUAUCGGGUCUUGGAUUUUCCGAGAAACAGCAACAUUCUCCAAUGGCAUCGCUUUCUUCUCUUUCUGGUGGUUGGCGUAUGAGAGUAGCAUUAGCUCAAGCAUUAUUUUUGAGACCGGACAUUCUUUUAUUAGAUGAACCUACUAAUCACUUGGAUUUACCUGCCAUUCUUUGGCUUCAAUCGUAUUUGAAUUCGCUCACCGAUACUACCAUGGUCAUUGUUACACAUGACCGUCGAUUCCUUAAUAACACAGUUACAGAAAUAAUUCGCUUCAAAGAUUCCAAAUUGACUUAUCAUACUGGUAAUUACAACGAAUUUGAGAAAAAUUUAGAAGAUGAACGAUUGAAAAAACAAAGAAUGUUUGAAGCCCAAGAGAAGCAAAAGAAGCAAAUUGAAUCAAGUAUCCAAAAGUCACAAAAAAGGGCUAAAGAAAGUGGAGAUGAUAAACUUUUGGGAGUUAUUGCGAGUCGCAAGAAGAAACUCGAACGUCUCGGUAUGAACAAAACUGAAGAUGGAUUUCGAUUCAAAUUGAAUAAGCAUAGAGUGGGAUUUUAUAAUACAGAUCGUGAUGAUAUUGUAGUCGAAAAGGCAGAAGCAUCAAUUAGUUGGAAUAUUCCUUCACCUAAACCAUUACGUCACCAUGGUGCUUUAUUACAAGUGGAAAACGUUUCAUUCACUUAUCCCAAAACCACCAAGUCCAUACUUCAAAAUGUAACACUUAACAUUGAAGAAGGUGCAAGGAUUGGGUUUGUUGGUGCUAAUGGUGAAGGUAAAUCAACUUUGAUGGGAUUACUUUCCAGUAAUUUGGAACCCACAAGAGGUACUAUAACAAGGCAUCCUAGAAUGAAAAUGGGAUAUUUUGCUCAACAUCAUGUCGAUUCAUUGGAUUUAGAUCUUUCUGCCGUUGCAUAUAUGAAGAGAUUGUAUCCAGAAAUUAACGAACGUGAUGCAAGAUCUCAUUUGGGAGGAUUUGGAAUUUCCGGUGAUGUGGCAACUCAGAAAAUAUCUUAUUUAUCUGGAGGACAAAAAUCUAGAGUUGCAUUUGCGUUGCAAGUUUAUAAUGCACCACAUAUUUUAUUACUCGAUGAAAUUACCAACCAUUUAGAUAUGAUCACAAUUGAAACUAUUGUAGAGGUUUUGAAUGAAUUUGAAGGAGCUGUAGUCAUUGUUAGUCACGAUAGAUGGUUUGUUGAGCAUGUUGCUAAAGUGGUAUAUGCUGUAAGGAAAGGAAGGGUAGAAGAGAUGAAGGAAAAUGGUGUGCGACAAUAUGUCAACGAAGUUGCAAGAGAAAUUGGAGUAAACUUUGAAGAAUUUGACGAUUAUGAAUGA